AUGGCCACCGAGCUCAAAGAAUACCUCGUCAUCGUCCCUGAUCUUCCCGACGUCCUAGCCAAGCGACAAGUCCUUCUCAAACCUCACAACCAAGACGCAGCUCCCCUGGUCAAAGCCGGCCGCGUCCCGUUCUUCGGCAGCACCCUUGCUCAUCACAGCGCCGAAGGCCAACAAGUCGCCGAGAAUGGAACAGUCAUGAUCAUCAAGGCGGAGAGUGAGGAGGAGAUCAAGGAGAUUAUUCGGAAGGAUAUUUUUACGAUUGAGGGGGUUUGGGAUUUCGGAAAGUUGUCUAUUUGGCCUUUCAAGAGUAAAUAAUUUAGUGGAGAGGAACGCGUCUGUUUGUUCGCGUGCAAGGGUUUGCGGGAUACGGCCCGAAAAUUCAUGUCAUGAUAUUGGAACCCUUCUCUUCUCUUUCGCCUGCAUUGGUGACAGCCUUGUUUAAUGUGAUAAUCGGAUCUGG
Molecule: messenger RNA, 460 nt
Organism: Fusarium odoratissimum NRRL 54006
Lineage: Eukaryota; Fungi; Ascomycota; Sordariomycetes; Hypocreales; Nectriaceae
Exons: 1
Coding region: 1-315 (104 amino acids)
Source: RefSeq, a predicted model, not a curated record